AUGCAGGUUCUGAAUUUCGAGACAGAUCAACAACGAUUUCCUCGAAAUGGCGACCAUCCCGUACCUGAAACAGCUACCUGGAGGUGUAACCUGGCGGCUUUAUCACAACGUCGAAAUGUACUCUUCACAGCUAACGGCGCCAACAUCUAUGUAUGGAUUCCGAAGGGAUCCGGCCAGUUGCUUGGCUCCCAACCUGAGAUGAUUAUCCACCCAGUUAUGAAAGAGCCUGAUGCGCAGGGAUACCUUGAUCCUUCAAAACCCCACACAAUCAAUCAUAUUAUUGUGGAUGAUUUGGGAGUUGAUGAAGUUUUGCUCUUAGCAACUGACUCUGGCAACGUCACGGGUUACAACGUUGAAUCUAUUUUCUCGGCAAUCAACCGAUGUGUGAAAUUCCAGCAUACUCGACCAUUUGAUGGAGUGGAAGUGAAACCUUUCUUCGCUGAAAAUGUUGAUUUGAGUGCCUGGGGCUUGGCUACCCAUAAAUUCGCUCGUUUGAUCGCCGUAAGCUCCAAUACGGGUAUCAUCACAGUCUUUGCUUUCGCCAUGGUUGAUGAAGCGUCCGAGAAUGAAAACAUGUCUGAUUCAUCCGAGUCUUCAGGUGCACCAGAUACUAAUGAAUCAGGAAAUAUCUGGCUGUCAAUUAAUUCCCCGGCUCAAUUGAACCAGCUGAAAAAGCAAAUGCCUAAUCACCGGAGACGCAACUUGAGACUCCACUAUACCGGGCAUAAACACAAUAUUCCAUGCGUUUCAUUUGCUAACUUUGAUCUGGACCCCAAUGGAACGUGGAUGGUCAGCACCGAUAUCUUCAACAGAGUGAUAGUAUGGAGCAUUUGGGAUGAGCUAGGCCCUCUGAGGUUGACUGUUUUUGGAGCUCGAGGCAACACCGACGCUCAAAGGGGUUGGUUUGUUUUACCUGUAGACCCACGCAGAGUUCAAAGACAUCGCUUCAAGAUCGAUGCCUGCGGAUGUGAGCUAGAGGAGGACGAGAUUCAUGGUCGGACGAUUUUCGACGUAUCGGGCAUGAAUGAACACCUUACGGACUGGUCUCCGAUCAUGGGUCUCCAAACAUCGAAGCCUCCAGUGAUCUGCCAGCCUUUGCCCGAUGAUGUGUUCUCUCCCGACUGUCUGGUUAACCCAAGAUCUGCAUCCAAAUUUUCGAGCGUGGAGCAUAAUACUCAUUCAUUCGCUGAACGCUCAACCGGCUAUUCUGCCGACGUCAGCUCCAACAGUGAUUCAGGUUCAUCGGCCUCCGUGGACAGCGAGUCCGACAAAAUCGACUCUGGCAACACCGAGGUUCCUGUGGUAACCGUGACACUUUGUGAGAGAGAGUUGGAAGGAAGCUAUCCAUUUCAUCCACAUAACCCCCGAUUCUUCCCGGUUCUUCACUUCUCUGAACAUAAUAUCACCUUGGCUUCUUACCCACUUGACUACGACCUCAACAUUACCGCUCAAUCCCCUCUCCGAUUUAUACGUAGGGAAGGUGGACUUAUCCACGAUUCCUGUGAUCGCAUGAACAUGAUCAAAUACAUCCCCGAAGCAGGGAUCGUUGUAGCCGCUUCCCAGAAAGGUCGAGUCGCCAUCAUAACCCUCACAUGGCAGGAGGAAAUCGGCCACUCAUUCCGCAUUGACUGGAUUCUUCCAUUCAACUCCCAAGAACCCUACCCCAGAGUGCCCCUCAUGGGACUAGCCGUGAGCCCCAUGCCUGGAUUCGAAAUCCCUCCAGACAUCCCUUGCAUCCCUCGAGAUGUCAACCCAAAAGAAUGGUUACAAUUCGACUACCGUCUCCUCAACCCCGAAAUCGACGGAUCUUCCGACUCAGCUCCAUCCGAAAACAACCUUGACUCAACCUCCAUCCCCAACACCAAGUCACCAUCUGCUGGCCAGAGUGACCUUGUGUCUUCCAUCAACGCCUCGGGACCUCAAUCUCGAAAAUUCUAUCCCACCAUGCAACCAAAAGAAGAAGAAGAAGAAGAUGAUGAUGAUCCGAUCUUCACAAUCCCUGAGCUGCACGCGCAUGCCUCCAGAGCCUACCAGCCACAUGAGGACUGGCAUGGGUGGCAUCCAUCUCGGCAUUACCGGCUGCUUCUCCUUUUCUAUAACCACUCAGUCAUGAGCUAUGAGUUCUGGCAUGCGUGGCAGAAUUGA
This is a messenger RNA of Penicillium soppii, 2145 nucleotides long. RefSeq lists its product as uncharacterized. The record is from RefSeq and is a predicted model, not a curated record. Gene Ontology annotation, molecular function: protein binding. Bases 1 to 2145 code for a protein of 714 amino acids. The transcript has 5 exons. Lineage: Eukaryota; Fungi; Ascomycota; Eurotiomycetes; Eurotiales; Aspergillaceae.